CUGCUGGGACGCGGUAGCGUCACCUGCCGGAAACGCCCGAAUGCGCCUUCAGCUCGCGGUUUCUGGGAGGUUAAGUGAAGGCGACCGACAGAAAGGCCCAGGCCAGACGCCGGUAACGCCGAACCAUCCCUUCGCGCCCUCCUCCCAACGGACGUUCCCGAGCACACCACCUCCCAGAAGGCUUCGCGGCCUGAUUUAACUUCCGACCGGAAAGCUGUCUGCGUUUCCUGUGUGAGGAAGGGGAUGCACCAGGCCGGCGCUGAAGGCCCGGCUGGAAGAUGCCAACCUACCGUGCCUCGCAACCCUGAGACUGGCUGAGAACUGCAGUUACAGUCGUUUCGGGAGGGCCCUGGCAGGUCGCUGAGAGGAAUUGGCCGCGGGGCCGCGGGUGCAUCUCCGGACUACAUUUCCCAGAGGGCCCUGUGGCCCGUCGCUCUUCUCGCAGGAACGCGAACGUUUCGUCACGCCUGGCGGGACCGUUAGAUCCGUGAGGUGAGAGUCGAUCCGCCGCGGAGGAACUGAUUCAACUGUGCCUGUGCGACGCGAGGAGACCCAAAAGUUGAGGAACCCGGAGGCAGUUCCGCCCUUCUCUAGGUGCAGAAGAGAAGGAAAGAAUGCACAAUGAACUUCUACAAGCAAUGUCCAAGAGAGAGAAGGAGAGGAACAAGCUGGCUUGAUGCUGAACACAGAGUCUAAUGUGGGGCUCGAUCCCAUGAGAUCAUGACCUGAGCUGAAAUCAAGAGUCAGGGGUCAAUGAUGUUCAGGGAUGUAUCUGUAAACUUCUCUCAGGAGGAAUGGGAAUGCCUGGACUCUGGUCAGAUGAAUUUAUACAAAGAAGUGAUGUUGGAGAAUUUCAGCAACCUGGUUUCAGUGGGACUUUCCAAUUCUAAGCCAGCUGUGAUUUCCUUAUUGGAACAAGGAAAAGAGCCCUGGAUGGUUGAAAGAGAGCUGACAAGAGGCCUUUGUUCAGAUCUGGAAUCUAUGUGUGAGACCAAGAUAUUAUCUCUAAAGAAGAGACAUUUUAGUCAAGUAAUAUUUGCUCACGAAGACAUGCCCACUUUUAUUCAGCCCACAUUUCUUACUUCACAUCAAAAAACUCUUAAUGAAGAGAAACCCUGUGAAUGUAAGAUAUGUGGAAAGGCCUUUAAUCAGAACUCACAAUUUAUUCAACAUCAGAGAACUCAUUCUGCUGGAAAAAACUAUGAAUGUAAGGAGUGUGGGAAGUCCUUUAGUCGUGGCUCACUUGUUAUUCGACAUCAGAGGAUUCACACUGGUGAAAAACCCUAUGAAUGUAAGGAAUGCGGCAAGGCUUUUAGUUGUAGUUCAUAUUUUUCUCAACAUCAGAGGAUUCACACUGGUGAGAAGCCCUAUGAAUGUAAGGAAUGUGGAAAAGCCUUUAAUUAUUGCUCAAACCUCAAUGAUCAUCAGAGAAUUCACACUGGUGAGAAACCUUAUGAAUGUAAAGUAUGUGGAAAAGCCUUUACUAAGAGUUCACAACUUUUUCCACAUCUGAGAAUUCAUACUGGUGAGAAACCUUAUGAAUGUAAGGAAUGUGGGAAAGCCUUUACUCAACACUCAAGGCUUAUUCAGCAUCAGAGAAUGCAUACUGGUGAGAAACCUUAUGAAUGUAAAGAAUGUGGGAAGGCCUUUAGUAGUGCCUCAACACUUACUAAUCAUCACAGAAUUCAUGCAGGCAAGAAACUCUAUGAAUGUAAGGAAUGUGGAAAGGCCUUUAUUCAGAGCUCAGAACUUAUUCAACAUCAGAGAAUCCAUACAGAUGAAAAACCUUAUGAAUGUAAUGAAUGUGGGAGGGCUUUUAAUAAAGGCUCAAACCUUACUAGACAUCAAAGAAUUCACACUGGUGAGAAACCCUAUGACUGUAAAGAAUGUGGAAAGGCCUUUGGUAGUCGCUCUGACCUUAUUCGCCAUGAAGGAAUUCAUACUGGGUGAAAGAUAAACCCUGUUGAUAGUCUUUUAAUAAUAUCUUUAAAACAGGUAAUGAAAAAAUAAUAAAUAUAGUUGUUUUUUAGGCUACUAUAACAAAGUACCAAGUACCACAAAAUUGGGUGUCUUAAAACAAUAGAAAUCUAUUAUCUCAUAGUUUUGGAGCUUUGAAAUCCCAAAUUAAAGUUGUUGGUAAGGUUGGUUCCUUCUGAGGACUCUGAGGAUGAAUCUGAUCCAUGUCUUUCUCCUGGCUUCUGAUAACAUCAGUCUUUGACAUUCCUUGCUUGUAAAUCCAUCACUCCAAUCUCUGCCUGCAUUUUUACAUUGUAUUCUGUGUAUAUCUGUCCCUGUCUUGUAUAAGAGGAGACUCUUAUUUAGGACAUCAAUUAUAUUGGAUUAGGGCUCACACUGAUGACCUUAUCUUAACUUGAUUACAUCUGCAAAGACCUUAUUUCCACAUAGGAUCACAUUCACAGAUGCCAGAGGUUAAGGCUUGAACAUAUUAACCCAUAACACUGUUAACAUUGUUUUUCUAACAUAUUUGUAAUUUUCUUUUAUACAUAACUUGUUAAAUGUCCCUUACCUCCAAAAAAGAUUCUGUCCCAGACUAUUUCUUAAAUAAUUUUUUCCUCCUUAUUGUAUUACAUUACUUCUUGGUUAUAUAUUUGAGUUUAUAUUAGCUUUAUUUUAGGGCUGUCUUUUCUAUUGUUCUAACCCAUAGAUCUGUUUUUAUAGUACCAGUAUUGUAUAGUAAGUUACAUUACAUAGGCUAUCUUUCAAUUCCUGGCAGAAUUAUAACUUUGUUUUUAAAGGCAGUGCUACUCUUUUUUUUUUUCCUUUUGUAAAACUAUUGUUUUCAUUUUGUCAAAACAAAAAACAAACCACAUACACACACACAAAGAAGAAAGAUUAUUUGUAAGCCUACCAAAAAAAAAAAAAUUACUACUUUCAAAUUAUUACAACAUAUCCUUCCAGACUUUAUUUAGUGUAAUCAUGAUGUGCAUGCUGUACCAUAACCUGCUUCUAUCCUGCAGCUAUUUCAGUAAGUAUAGAUGUCUGUCAUUCUUCUUAAUGGUAUAAUUUUUCUAUGGUAGAUUAUCAUUUUGCUGUAUAUUACUGAAAAACUUUAUGAUACUGAAAAUUUGCAGUUAUAAAAGUUGCCUUCUAAACACAAAUGUAGUGCUUUUGUUUGUUUUUCUUUAAAAACAUUACAUUUCAAUGUCAAAUAACUGGUGAAAAAAAAAAACCGUGAUAUUUUCUCCUUGAAAAAUACUGCCAGUAGUUUCCUUGUUGUAGUCACUCUUAGCAGUUUGUUCUUUAUCCUUCCAGACCUUUUUUAAAAAUUACUUUUGCUUACAGAUUUGUGCACACACAACCAAAUACAUAAAUAUUUGCAACACUUGUAGAAAAGUUAGUACUGCUUUAUAAUUUUGUGUACGACUGUACAUACACUAAUGUGUUGGAUUGUUGUGAGGAUUAAAUGAGUUAAAUGUAAAGUGAGGGGUACUGGAGUGGCUCAAUUGGUUAAUAAGUCUCUGACUCUUUAUUUCGGCUCAGGUCAUGAUCUCAGGGUCAUGAGAUCAAGCUUGGUGUCAAGCUCCAUGGUGGGCGAGAAGCCUGCUUGGAUUUCUCUCUUCCUCUGUGCUAUCUCCCUCGUUUAAGCUCACUCUCUCAAAAGAAAAAUAAAAUGUUUGGUAUUUUUA
This is a messenger RNA of Canis lupus familiaris (dog), 3647 nucleotides long. RefSeq names its product zinc finger protein 829 (gene ZNF829). NCBI's taxonomy places the organism in Eukaryota, Metazoa, Chordata, Mammalia, Carnivora, Canidae. Gene Ontology annotation, biological process: regulation of transcription by RNA polymerase II. The coding region runs from base 754 to 1950 and encodes 398 amino acids. The record is from RefSeq and is a predicted model, not a curated record. Gene Ontology annotation, molecular function: DNA-binding transcription factor activity, RNA polymerase II-specific; RNA polymerase II cis-regulatory region sequence-specific DNA binding. The transcript is spliced from 6 exons.